Molecule: messenger RNA, 1621 nt
Organism: Linum tenue
Lineage: Eukaryota; Viridiplantae; Streptophyta; Magnoliopsida; Malpighiales; Linaceae
Source: the annotation of a GenBank genome assembly
GUGGUUUACAGGCUCUCCAAGCAAAGCAGCGAAAGUAUCAAAAGAAAGCAGCCAAAGAAGAGAGAGAAGCGGGCCAGAAGGCUGGAGACUGGAAUUAUCGGAGACAGAGUGGUAAAUUAGGAUGGGGACGGCCAGCCAAGCACCGACGAGCAGCUGAACCUCCCAGCAAAUUCAUGUCAGCGUUUUCUGGUGAGCAUCAUUAAUUUCCCCCCCAUCUCCCCAAGACCUCAACACGGUUUCCUUUCGCGUAUUGUUGAAAGUUACACUUCUCUAAUUACACUCUUUCCGUCCUUUUCUUUUUCAUCUUUUGGUGGGUUAUCUUCCUUAACCCUUCUUCUCAAUUUCCUUGCUUCUGCUCCAGGAGAAACAAUUUCGCGUUUCAGAUCAGCUAAGAGCUGAGAUGAUGGAAUUGGGUUUGCCUCUCAUUCCCGUGGUUGACAAUGCCACAUCCCAUCUGCUGGCUUCUGCCUUUGUGGGUAUUAUUAUGUGCAGAGCUGUUUAUAUUCUGACAGGUUAUGUUAGUGUUUUGUGUUUUAAAGGCUACGACAAACUCAGCUAUAAACAGAAAAUGGAAUGGAACAACAGGGGAUUCUCAACGUUCCAUGCCCUAUUUGCUGCAUCUUUGUCUCUCUACCUGUUAUUAUAUUCCGAUCUCUUUAAGGAAGAUCCUCAAGAUGGUCUGAUAAUCAACAACUACUCUUUUCUAUCAAAUUCUGUAUUAGGGAUCUCCAUUGGCUAUUUUCUGACAGACCUUGCAAUGAUCCUUUGGUUUUACCCAGUUCUGGGUGGACUGGAGUAUCUAUUGCAUCACGGGUUGUCACUCUUCUCACAAUUUCUAGCCGUCAUUAGUGGGUGUGGACAGAUUUAUAUACUCAUGGUCCUUUUCACUGAGAGCACAACUCCCUUUGUAAAUUUAAGAUGGUACUUGGAUGUUGCUGGUGAGAAAAACUCUAAACUGUACAUGUACAAUGGAGUCAUGUUGUUCUUUGGGUGGUUGGUAUGUUUCCUCAACUUAGUGUGGUGCUACUACAUGCUUCAAAUAUAUAUGCUGUCUACAGGAAGUUUGGGUCUUUCAAGUCGCAAGGAUUCUGCUGUUCAUCUACUUCUUUGUCCACAUGUCAAAACGAUAUUUCCCUUGGGAUUAUGUACCUUGCUCACGGUGCCUCCAAUGUUGACGAUGAUGAACGUGUUCUGGUUUUGGAAGAUUGCAAAGGGCAUGGUCAAAACUUUAUCCAAGAGUAGACAGAGUCAGGUCCACAACCACAUUCAGUGAUCUACUAACCUGGAUUGCUGCUGGAUUCCCCCUGCGCCCGAUUUUGUUGGCUGGAAGUACAGAUUUUGAUGUUUUUAAGAAACACUAUUAUUUCAGAAGGGGAUUAGCUUCCAGGUCCGCUAUUGUAGUAGAAUCACUCGAUUAUUUACCCUAUCGUUAUAAUUAUUUUUUCUGAAGUGUAUGUAGGGUUGACUGUGUUUUAACUGGUUGGUUUGUAUGCCUUCUUUGGAAUGGUUCUUCAAGUUGGUCCUAUUUGCAUUUGCGGUUGGCCUUGAGACGUUUUGGCAUUACCUAAUGACCUAAUUCGACGCGUUUUAUCCCACAAAGUUUUGGAAUUUUUAUUUUGAA